Molecule: messenger RNA, 131 nt
Organism: Racocetra fulgida
Lineage: Eukaryota; Fungi; Glomeromycota; Glomeromycetes; Diversisporales; Gigasporaceae
Source: the annotation of a GenBank genome assembly
AAAUUCUGAACACAUUCCCAAUAGUAAUAACAUUUGUGAUCAAGAAAAAGUUGAUACUGGUAACACUCUCAACGAAGAAAAUAAUAACAAUUCUGAUAGAUCAUUUAUUGUGAAUGAAAAUGUUGCCAAAC